AUGAGUGUGGUAGAUAUACCUGCUAUUGAUGGAAACAAGAUUGUUGAAGACAUUUCGAAGAUAAUCGAUAGUGCAUGUGAAAAGGUGAUCGAGACAGUAACCUCAAAGGUCGGUUCAAUGUUGGCAGGAUUGAAAGGUGACAUGGACGUGAAGUUAGCUGCAGCGCUGCGGAUGCAAACUAUAAACCAGCACGUAGAAGACGACUUUACAUUUUCUCCUGUAUCCUCCAUCCUGGGAAUUCAAGCACUUAGUAAGAGCAUACACGAUGAGGAUUAUGCUUAUCGCUUCGCUCAUCAUAUGAAGAAGAUCGUGGGCUACACUCCUGAUAAUUGCAAUGGACUGAAUGUGUGCUAUUCAUUGAUCGAUAAUUUUUUUGAUCGUGACCUUAUGCUUCAUUGCUCGUGGAGUGGAGGAAGUCGAGGUCCAGCACCCAAAUUUGCCAUGAAAUCCUGUUCCAAUAUUCUGAACACAUUCUUCGAGAUAGUGUAUAGUGUUAAUAUUACAUUUUCUAGAAGCUUGAUGGAGCAUUUCUUCAAGCAAAUUACUCGCAAUUCAAAAAGUCGUUGCAAGGCAAAAGGUUUGCGACAACCAACAGUCCAUCGUAGAGGAAAGAAAGUGGCUUGUAAAGUUCAAGCUGAUGAAAACAAUGGUCACCAGAACAGAGAAGAACGAUCGGAGUCCUUCAGCAGCUCCGAAACGGAACGUGAGGGAAGUGAAGAUAUAGGUGAAGGCUACUUAGGGGAACAGCAGGAAAGUGAGAAAUUUCUUGGCUUUCCUUAG
Messenger RNA from Ochlerotatus camptorhynchus, 780 nucleotides. RefSeq lists its product as uncharacterized. Bases 1 to 780 code for a protein of 259 amino acids. Lineage: Eukaryota; Metazoa; Arthropoda; Insecta; Diptera; Culicidae. The transcript is spliced from 6 exons. The record is from RefSeq and is a predicted model, not a curated record.